AUGAUUAAACAACAGCAACCACAGCAACUUAAGGUGCAAACCAUUACAUACGCCAUAUAUGCAUAUAAUUCAAAGACGGCAGAACAAACGCAAAGGUUGAAAUAUGGAGAUUUGGAGAUAGUAUUGAAAAAUGACCGUUUCGAAUUCGUUUGCAAAGGUGGUGCAGUGAUAUCAAAUAUAAAAGAAAUUUUAUUUAUGAAUUCAAAAAUUAAAGGUAUAACGGAUGAUGUAACAUCAAUUCCACCAGAAGAACAAAGAUAUUACGCAUUAAAUGCAUUUCCUAAAGUUUUGAAGAUUGGAAGAUUUAAUUUAAAUGAGGAAUUCAUAAAAGGUUUCCUAAACGACAUAGAGAAGAAAGCGGAUAAGGAAAAUGUGGCUAGUGAAUUAAUGAAGAAGGCAAAUUUGGUUUAUGUGGAUGAAAAAGAUAAUGAAAUUAAAGAAAGGGUUGAAUGGUAUCAUGAAUGGACAUCGAAGAUUUUUAAAACUAAAGCUGAUACAGGAUGGGUUUCAGGAUGUUUAGACCUUAAAGCGGAUAAAACUUAUGUUAAUGAUGAGUUAGAGAAGAAAGCGGAUAAGGAAAAUGUUAACGAAAUAUACCAAAGUUUGAUAGGAACAACAAAAAAUAUUGAAACUAUUGUUGGUGACUUUUCUGUCAAUGAAGAAAAUAAAUAUUUUAGAUGGCAGUUUGUACAGUCCUUAAAAAAUGGUACACGGUGUAAACUCAUUCCGAAAAAUAACAAUGAAAUGUAUGUAAGUUAUAAAAAGAAUGAUGACACACAAGUUAAAGUUCCAUUAGACAACAACUGUUACUUAAACUUAUAUGGAGACGAACAAAAGAAAUAUUUAAGAGUUUAUGAAAUGACAGAUAUGACAUUGUCUAACCUAGCUCCAGCACCAUAUUAUUAUGACUAUGGAGAUGAUGUCAGAACACCACAUGUAGAUGAACAAAAGUUAACAUUAUAUUUAGAUUAUUAUAGAUAUAAAAGAUAUAAUGCAAUAGAAAAAACGAGAAUAGUAUAUUAUUAUACGGAUGACAAAAAUAAAUAUUAUAGUCAAGAUUUUACCCACCCUGAAAACAUAAGAUUAUAUUAUAAAAAAUAUUCUAACUCAAACCAGAAGAAACCGGAAAUAGUUGCACUAUAUUUUAAGUUCAAAAGAGACAAUCCUAUAAUAUCUCAUAUGUUUGAUUUAAUGAACCCAGUAGGUUCUAUUUAUACAUCUAUGGAUGCAAGAGGUCCUCAAGCAAUGUUUGGUGUUGGUGCAUGGGAACAAAUAGUCGACAGGUUUUUGUAUUGUGCAAACUCUUCAAAGGAAACAGGUGGAAGUAAAACGAUUACAGGUGAAAAUUUACCUGCACACAGUCACUACAUAGAUUUAAGCACAUCACAAGCAGGUUGGCAUAAGCAUAGAUAUUGGGAUUGGUCAGGAAUGACAAAAGGUAAAGGAUAUGAUGUUAAAGACGACGUUAAGUUUGCUAUAAAUUGUUACUGGAGUGACACUCAGGGAGAAGGAAACCAUACACAUUUCGUUUCAGGAUAUACACAAACAACGGGACAAAGUAAAGAAUACAUGCCAUCUUACAUGACAGUUUACGCAUGGUAUAGAGUUCAAUGA
Messenger RNA from Trichomonas vaginalis G3, 1614 nucleotides. Its product is annotated as phage tail repeat-like family. The record is from RefSeq and is a predicted model, not a curated record. Bases 1 to 1614 code for a protein of 537 amino acids. The transcript has a single exon. Lineage: Eukaryota; Parabasalia; Trichomonadida; Trichomonadidae.